Messenger RNA from Brenthis ino (lesser marbled fritillary), 1503 nucleotides. NCBI's taxonomy places the organism in Eukaryota, Metazoa, Arthropoda, Insecta, Lepidoptera, Nymphalidae. The record is from the annotation of a GenBank genome assembly.
AUGGUUGAAGCUAGUAAAUAUUGGUUUGAUAAAGCCUGUAGUGCUUGUGAAUGUCACACAUUAAUCCAUCCUUGGACAUAUAAAUGCUCUGAUGCUACAACAACAAUGCUGAUGAGUUGUAUAAAAGGAAGCUAUAAAUUUUAUGCCAUGGUUUAUCUUAUUCAAAUAUUAAUGAGAGGCAAAAAGUUGAGCAAGAAGGAGAUAAUCGAGCAAUUUAAGCUAUAUUUCAAAUCGGGAAUAUUUGGUCUCACAGUUGGUAGCUCCUUUGUAACAUUAAAUUGUAUUUUUAGGAAGCUAUUCUUCAGUCAGUUCAAUUAUUACACAACGGUUUUAUUGCCGUGCACAGUUAGCGGUUUGGCGGUUUACUUUGAACCCCCAUAUAGAAGAGUGUUAGUGGUCAACUUGUUUGUUAAUCUGGUGUUUGAGUAUUGGUUGCGUACAUUGGAAGUAAAAGGAUGGCUUCGACGUACACCUGGGCGCGAAACGAUUAUAUUCAUGCUCGGUAGUGCUGUUUUUUUCUAUCUCAUGCGAUUGGAAAGAGAGAACACUAAACGGACGCCAUUGUUUUGGUUCUUUACACCUCCACGAGUGUCCAAAGAAGUAGGCGAGCCCGUACAUGGCAUCGAGGGGAGAAGUCCGGCGUGCCCACAUAAAGGACCCUGUAUGAAUUACAUAUUUAGGGGCGCAGCUCAGUUAUUCGGCGUCGGGGUCAUAAUGACGUCUUUAAGGACAAUCAUUCCCAGAAUACUAACUCCGGCGAAAGCGCUGAAGUCCUUGAAGUUUUCACACUUAAAACUUGGAUUGUUCUUUGGAGGUUACAUUGGAAUAUAUCGGCUGAUAGUGUGUCUUCUGUGCCGCGCGAAUGGCAGAGAUAGUGCGCUAUAUGCAAUACCCGCGGGAUUCCUCGCCGGAGCGGCCUUCAGAGCCUCACCGUCUACACCAAUCGCUUUAGCACCAGUUACAUCUACAUUACAGAUUCUUUUUUCAUGGCUAUAUCAAAGAGGCACUAUACCAGAUAACUGGCCAUUAGUGGAAAUAUUGUACUGCGUCUGUCAAGGACUGCUGUUCCACGCCCGCGUCAUGCACGAAGAUGUUUGCCCCAGAUAUAUAAUAAACUUAAUGCGCACCGUCACUAGUAAUAAAGCCGAUGAAGUUCAAGCAGCGUUCAUACAAAAAAUACUUAGUGCUAACUGCCUCGGUGGUGUAGUGGCUAGCAUGUACGGCUGCACACUCGGAGGUCCUGGAUUCGAGUCCCGGGUCGGGCCAAGUUUAGUUAUUGAGUCUUUCUGUAUAGUAAGUCUCAGUAACAGCCCGGAGUUGGGAAGUUGGCGGUGUGUCACCCCCGUGCCUCGGAAAGCACGUAAAGCCGUCGGUCCUGCGCCGACACUCUCACCGGUCGUGUCUCGCGUCGUCCCACCGGAGUAUGAGAGUGACAGGAACAGAGAGUGCACGUUGUGUCUGCGCGUACACGCGCUGCACUAUAAUAUCUCCUGCGCAGUUGGC